Messenger RNA from Solanum lycopersicum (tomato), 2617 nucleotides. RefSeq names its product RNA-binding KH domain-containing protein. The record is from RefSeq and is a predicted model, not a curated record. Gene Ontology annotation, cellular component: cytoplasm; nucleus. Gene Ontology annotation, molecular function: mRNA binding. Lineage: Eukaryota; Viridiplantae; Streptophyta; Magnoliopsida; Solanales; Solanaceae. Gene Ontology annotation, biological process: regulation of gene expression.
AUGGCUGGUCGACGGGAUAGCUAUGGAAAGCGGUCUCAUUCUCAGUCAGAUUAUGGUGAAAACGGGGGAAAUAAAAGGAGAAAUACUAGAAAUGAUAAGGAUCCUUUCUCUAUUGGCCCUGAUGAUACAGUAUAUCGGUACUUGUGUUCAGUAAAGAAGAUUGGCAGCAUCAUAGGUAAAGGUGGGGAGAUUGUUAAACAAUUAAGGGUGGAUACGAAAUCAAAAAUUAGAAUUGGAGAGACAGUACCUGACUGUGAUGAACGUGUUGUCACCAUCUACAGCUCAAGUGAAGAAACAAACGAGUUUGAUGGCACUGAAGUUCGUGUUUGUCCAGCUCAGGAUGCCCUUUUCAGAGUAUAUGAUAAAAUUAUCAGUGAUGACACUACUGAUGAGAACUCUGAGGAAGCAUCACAGGUUACUGUUAAGCUUUUAGUACCUUCAGAUCAGAUUGGAUGUAUUAUUGGGAAAGGGGGACAGAUAGUUCAGGACAUUCGAAGUGAAACUGGUGCUCAGAUUCGUAUUUUGAAAGAUAAGCAUUUGCCUGCAUGUGCAUUGAGCUCAGACGAACUUGUGCAGAUAUCUGGUGAAGUUGCUGUAGUGAGGAAGGCUCUCUUUGAAGUUGCAACUCGUCUUCACAAUAAUCCAUCCCGUACCCAACACAUUCUAGCCUCCGAUGCACCAACUAUCUACUCCUCGCGCAGCUCACUUAUUGGUUCUGCUGGUGGUGCUCCAAUAGUGGGAAUAGCUCCUUUAGUGGGGCCAUAUGGGGGUUACAAAGGGGAGAGCAGUGAUUGGUCAAGGUCUUUCUACUCUGCUCCAAGGGAUGAAUCAUCUUCAAAGGAAUUUUCUCUUCGUUUAGUGUGUCCUGCUGCAAAUAUCGGAGGUGUUAUUGGCAAAGGUGGAGUCAUAAUAAACCAAAUUAGACAAGAGUCUGGUGCAGUGAUCAAGGUUAAUAGUUCUAAUGCUGAAGGUGACAAUUGUGUGAUUUCUAUUUCUGCAAAAGAGUUUUUUGAGGACACAUAUUCUCCCACAAUUGAAGCAGCACUGCGCUUGCAACCAAGGUGCCGUGAGGAAGUGGAACGGGAUUCAGGUCUUAUAUCAGUCACCACAAGGUUGCUGGUUCCAGCAUCUCGAAUCGGCUGUCUUAUUGGGAAAGGAGGAUCCAUAAUUAAUGAGAUGAGGAAAAUCACAAAAGCUAAUAUUCGCAUUCUCUCGAAGGAAGAUCUUCCAAAGGUUGCAUCUAAUGAUGACGAGAUGGUACAGAUAUCAGGAGAUCCAGAUGCUUCAAAGGAUGCACUCAUGCAAGUAACAUCACGUUUAAGGGCUAAUCUUUUUGAAAAAGAGGGACCCAUGUCUGCCUUUGUGCCAGUUCUCCCCUACCUCCCCAUGUCAACAGAUUCAGAUACCUUGAAAUAUGAACACAGAGAUACUAGGAGACAGGGACGUGAACAUUCCUACUCAGCUGGUUAUGGUGGUACUAGUGACCUUCCACAUGCUGAUGGUUUUGGAAGUUAUGGUACUCUCCAGAGUAGUAGCAGUGUAGGAUAUGGGGCAUAUGAAGGAUAUUCCCCUGCUUAUCCAAAAGAAGGAUAUUCCCAUGGGCGUUCCAGUGGAUCCGGGUCAUCAAGGCAAAACUCUGCCCCCCGGAGAAAAAGUUAUGGUUACUAGAGCUUGUAACAGGACCACAGAGGAUAUAGUGGAGCUAUAGAAUGUGCUUACAGCUUAAGCUACAGGGGAGCAUACAGUUUUCUGUAGACACUGGAUCUUCUAUGCAGUGAUCUGUGUGGUUUAGUAGUGCUAGAUGUAUGAGUAUAUGCCAAAAUGCAGUGAUAUAAUUUUCGUUCUGUUUCACUGUGGAAUCUGAUAGCCUUUUGGCAAGUAUAGGUUGGAAUUAAAUUGAAGCAGGUAAAAAUCGUAUGGUAAGUCUCUCAUUCUUAUUCAAAAGUGCUUACUUUUGUUAUAAGAUUCACCUAUAAAAAUAAAAUAAAAUAUGUGAUAUGCCUGCAAGCUCUGAUCAGCAUGUUUACUGGAACUUAUAUGCAAAAAUAGGUAUUGUGUAUGUUGUGUGUUUGUUUGAUCAGACUGUUGUUUCAAAAUCUGCGAUCUCUUCUUUGUUUGUUGGAUACAGUCAGUGUGUUUACUACUGCUGAUGCCUUUUAUUAUUGCUCCUAUUAUGGAAUGCUCUAUUAUUUGAGAGUGGUGGGGGUUGAGUUGAAGAGGCGGGGUGCGGGGUUUCUGUCUUGAAGAAGAGUGUUAUAGCGUUGUGAGAAUGUACUUGUUUACAAAGACAAAUUAUGGGGUAUGAGAAGUUGAUCUCUUACAAGUACUUGCUUAGUGGGAGAUGUUGAUUAGAAGUUGCUCUUCCUGCGUAGAAUAUGAAGAAUAAUUUGUCUUUGUGGUUGAGCGUACACAGUUGUUGCAUGUAGUUCAUUGACUGAAGUUGCAGCCGGUGAUACGACACAGUUGUUUCACGGGGUGAUAGAUCUUUUGGUCUUUUGUAAUUUUAUUUUUCUUUGAUGUAAUAUUCAAGUAUUUGUAAAAUACAACCAUUUCGACGUAAUAUUGUGCCUAAGAUUUGGAUGUAAAAAACACCAAAUCCAAUUGUAGCUUAUGAUCA